Molecule: messenger RNA, 2583 nt
Organism: Tinamus guttatus (white-throated tinamou)
Lineage: Eukaryota; Metazoa; Chordata; Aves; Tinamiformes; Tinamidae
Source: RefSeq, a predicted model, not a curated record
AUGUGCCACGUAGCGCGGCGCAGACGUACGAGCGGGGCUUGGAGCUCGCUGCCGAGCGGGGCCUGGCGCGCAGGCGGCGGCAGCGCUGAGGCGAGCUGCGAGCUCACGGGGCACUACUUUACUGUUCUUUUUGGCCAUGAAGGGCAGAAGCCACUGGAGCUCCGCUGUGAGGACGAAGUUGAUGGAGAUGAAUGGGUGGAAGCUAUUCACCAAGCUAGUUACUCAGAUAUUCUGAUUGAAAGGGAGGUGUUAAUGCAGAAGUACAUUCAUCUUGUCCAAAUUGUGGAGACUGAAAAGAUUGCAGCCAAUCAACUUCGACAUCAACUUGAAGAUCAAGACACAGAAAUUGAAAGACUUAAAUCAGAGAUCGUAGCUCUCAAUAAAACAAAAGAACGAAUGCGACCUUAUCAAGGCAAUCAGGAAGAUGAGGAUCCAGAUAUUAAAAAGAUUAAAAAGGUUCAGAGCUUUAUGCGAGGCUGGUUAUGCAGAAGAAAAUGGAAGACUAUUGUCCAAGAUUAUAUUUGUUCUCCUCAUGCAGAAAGUAUGAGAAAAAGGAACCAGAUAGUUUUUAACAUGGUUGAGGCUGAAUCUGAAUAUGUGCAUCAGCUUUAUGUUCUUGUGAACUGUUUUCUGAGGCCCUUAAGAAUGGCUGCAAGUUCAAAGAAGCCACCUAUCCGUCAUGAUGAUGUUAGUAGCAUUUUCCUUAACAGUGAAACAAUCAUGUUUCUUCAUGAAAUAUUUCACCAAGGUUUAAAAGCAAGAAUAGCUAUUUGGCCUACCUUAAUUUUAGCUGACUUAUUUGACAUUCUGCUGCCAAUGCUGAACAUAUAUCAAGAAUUUGUUCGGAAUCAUCAGUAUAGUCUUCAAGUACUGGCAAACUGUAAGCAAAACAGAGAUUUUGACAAACUCUUGAAGCAAUAUGAAGCCAACCCAGCAUGUGAGGGAUGAAUGUCGGAUACUUUCCUUACUUACCCCAUGUUUCAGAUCCCUAGGUAUAUUAUAACACUUCAUGAACUUCUGGCUCACACACCACAUGAACAUGUUCAGCGAAAAAGCCUAGAAUUUGCUAAAUCUAAACUAGAAGAACUUUCAAGUAACACAGAAAACAUCCGGAAGAAUCUAACCAUAGAAAGAAUGAUAGUAGAAGGCUGUGAUAUAUUGCUAGAUACCAGCCAAACUUUUAUACGCCAAGGUUCCCUUAUUCAAGUCCCCUCGGUUGAGAGGGGAAAACUUAGUAAAGUUCGCCUGGGAUCACUCUCUUUGAAAAAAGAAGGAGAAAGGCAGUGCUUUUUAUUUACAAAACACUUCUUAAUUUGUACUAGAAGUUCGGGAGGAAAACUGCAUCUGCUGAAGACAGGAGGUGUUCUGUCUUUAAUAGAGUGCAUGCUGAUUGAGGAGACAGAAGCAAGUGAUGAUGAUUAAAAAGGUUCUGGGCAGGUGUUUGGACAUCUUGAGUUCAAGCUUGUAGUUGAACCUACAGAUGCUCCUCCAUUUACUGUUGUCCUUUUAGCCCCUUCACGACAGGAGAAAGCCGCAUGGACAAGUGAUAUAAGCCAGUGCAUUGAUAAUAUUAGGUGCAAUGGUUUAAUGACCAUAGUGUUUGAAGAAAACUCUAAAGUCACUGUGCCACAUAUGAUCAAAUCUGAUGUGCGCCUUCAUAGAGAUGACAUUGAUAUCUGUUUUAGCAAAACAUUCAAUUCCUGAAAAGUACCCCAGAUUCGUUAUGCAAGUGUGGAAUGCCUUUUGGAGAGGUUAACCAACUUGCGAUUUCUGAGUAUUGAUUUCCUGAAUGCCUUCCUACAUACCUACUGUAUAUUUACUACUGCAUCAGUUGUACUGGCAAAACUUUCAGACAUAUACAGAAGGCCUUUCACUUCCAUUCCAAUCAGGUCUGUGGAGUUAUUUUUUGCUACCAGUCAAAACAAGAGAGGAGAGUACCUUGCUGAUUGGAAGUUACUGCAUCUUUGUCGCAAAUUUUCUUCUCCUCCCCCAUUGUCCCUCUCCAGAACUUCCUCACCCAUCAGAACACGAAAAUUGUCACUGACCUCACCACUGAAUUCAAGGAUAGGUGCCCUUGAUCUUUCUGCUUCUUCUGUCGCAAGCAAUCCUACCUCAACCUACAGUCUGGCCACCUCCCCUCUGCCAACGAGCAGCAAAGUGCCACUGGACCUCAGCAAAGGGCCCUCAUCCCCCAAGCAGAGCCCCAGCUCCAUAGAGGACAGCUUGGAGAACCCUCGCAUUGACCUCUGCAACAAGCUGAGGAGAAGCAUUCGAAGAGCAGUAGUUUUGGAAUCUGUGUCAGUGGACAGGACAAUUCCUGAAAACACCUCAGCAGUGGAUACCCCACGGCUUUCCCCAUGUAGAUCCCCUUCGACACCACAUCAUCUUCGCUACUGGCAGUCAGGAGUACAAACAGCUGACAACAGCCACUGCUCUGUUUCUCCUGCUUCUGCUUUUGUCUUGGUAGUAAAUGCGAUUUAUGGGUUUUUGGGGUUAGCGUUCUCUGCUAAGGGAGCCAUGGAUUCCACAGACCAGCUGCAAUCCCUGACGUACAAAAUCAUGGAUGUUGAUCGGGAGAAGUGA